AUGGCCCUGUACUUGCUAAUAGGAGGGGUGAUGCUCUCAGCUCUAGCCUUGACUUCUCUUGGCUGUCACUUGCCUUGGAGCCAAGACCUGGAAAAUAAGGAAAUAUUUAUGCUUUUGAUAAAGCUGAAAACGAUCCCCUCCUACUCAUAUGUGAAUGACAGGACCCACUUCAAAUAUCCUUGGAAAAGAGGGCAAAUCACCGAAAUCCAGAAGACACACGCCAUGUUUCCGCCGUCGGAUGUUCCAGCAGAUCUUCCCCGUCUUCAAUACAGAGAACGCCUGUGCUGCCUGGGAUCAUCGCUCCUGGAUGAAUUACUCUCUAGAAUUGAUUACAGUCUGGAACAACUGGAGAAGAUGAAAGUAGAAAAUCUUCUGUCCUAUUCCUCUUUGGGAAUUUUUGUCGGCAAGUACUUCCAAGGGAUCAUUGUCUAUAUGAAGGAAAAGAAAUACAGCAGCUGUGCCUGGGAGGUUGUCAGAGGGGAAAUUGAAAUGUACUUCUCCCGCAUUUAA
This is a messenger RNA of Choloepus didactylus (southern two-toed sloth), 510 nucleotides long. RefSeq names its product interferon alpha-8-like. Gene Ontology annotation, molecular function: type I interferon receptor binding; cytokine activity. NCBI's taxonomy places the organism in Eukaryota, Metazoa, Chordata, Mammalia, Pilosa, Megalonychidae. Gene Ontology annotation, cellular component: extracellular region. Gene Ontology annotation, biological process: defense response; response to exogenous dsRNA; cytokine-mediated signaling pathway. The record is from RefSeq and is a predicted model, not a curated record.